AUGGAGCACCCUGCCCCCAGCUGCGCCGAUCCACUGCUGCCGCGUGGCAGCCAGGGGAACUCGUUCGCGUGGGGCGCGCCCUCCGGCCUCAGCACCGCUACUACUGCAGAGGCCGAACAGGACAUGGCGCAGGCCCGGAUUCGCAACAACCCCAU
This is a messenger RNA of Monoraphidium neglectum, 155 nucleotides long. RefSeq lists its product as hypothetical. The transcript has a single exon. The annotation marks the transcript as partial. Lineage: Eukaryota; Viridiplantae; Chlorophyta; Chlorophyceae; Sphaeropleales; Selenastraceae. The record is from RefSeq and is a predicted model, not a curated record.